Messenger RNA from Paramecium primaurelia, 267 nucleotides. The record is from the annotation of a GenBank genome assembly. Lineage: Eukaryota; Ciliophora; Oligohymenophorea; Peniculida; Parameciidae.
AUGGAUAAGAAUAAAAAACUAAAAAAAACAAAGGACUCCAUCCUAAUAAGAAAAAAUGGAAAAUAUUCUGAAAAUGCAGGUGAAAUUGCUCGUUAAAGGUAUAUAGUAUAAGAUAUUAAAUUCAGAUCAAUUUAUAUGUUAUUAUUUGAAUGUGGAAUAUUAAUUACCUAUUUGAUAUUUUUAAUUUUGUAUUCUGUUUAAGGUAAAUUCAAAAUGCUUUAUUUAUCUUUGCAAAUCGUGAUAGUAAAUAACUGAAAUAAAUAUUAA